Exaiptasia diaphana is the source of this 1987-nucleotide messenger RNA. RefSeq lists its product as uncharacterized. The transcript is spliced from 2 exons. The record is from RefSeq and is a predicted model, not a curated record. NCBI's taxonomy places the organism in Eukaryota, Metazoa, Cnidaria, Anthozoa, Actiniaria, Aiptasiidae. Bases 797 to 1987 code for a protein of 396 amino acids.
UGUGAGGUGCUCGUUUGGAAUGUUCAUAGUGUAAAUAAUAUUAUUUGCUGGAAGACACGUUUGCCUCAGGUAUUUCAAACAAUGAUCAUCAGUUGAUAUUGUGAUCUUUUGUUUAUACUUGUACAUUUCUAAGGAAUUUAAAAGGUCUGACAUUGUUUACCCUAAAUAGCGUAGAAUUGAUUGGUCUAUCUUUCGUUCGCAUUUCCCGCUAUUUACCAGUGCGCGCAAGGCGCCAGUAAAAACCGCCAAAAUUAAAGCGUUCCCAGUCUGAAAUCCACGUUUCUAAGGUUUGAUACCAAACAUGGCGAAUAAAAUGGAAAGAAAAUGGAAGAUAAAGGCYAAUUAUUCACGUGAAACACGAGUCGUCGCCAGCGAUUUCACCGUCAAGUAAGUGUUUUCAAAUUGUACGAUUUCUAGUACCAAAAAGAACGCUGUUUAUCGUCUUCAAAAUAACUGAAUACCGCACAUUCCACCCCACUGCUCGCCCCUCUUUCCAUCAAGCCUCCAAGAUGGAAGGAACAUCAAAUAAACGCMCCGCGGUACGGAUUGGACUAAGGCAUUUAUUACGGCAAAACACAUCGAAAACAAACAAGACCACAACUUCAUUUGUUUUGACAUUGUGGAAUUCUAUCCAUCAAUAACUAAAGAUUUACUGACAAAAGCGCUCGAUUUUGCAUCCAACCAUGACGUGAUCACAACCGACGAGAGGAAAAUUAUAAUACAAGCCAAAAAUUCUCUGCUGACUCACAACCACCAACUAUGGCAAAAGAAAAACCCUACGCCUUUCGACGUAACCAUGGGAAGCUUCGACGGCGCUGAAACAUGUGAACUAGUAGGGUGCUACCUUCUAUGUAAACUCAACGCAAAGUGCAACAUCAACGUUGGUUUAUACCGUGACGAUGGCUUAGCUGCUAUCAACGCAUCGCCUAGACAAACAGAGAAGAUCAAGAAAUCCAUAUGCGAGAUCUUUAAAGCAGAAGGCUUGACAAUAAYCAUCGAGGCCAACAAGUCCACAGUGAACUUCCUAGACGUCACCUUCAAUCUCCAAGACAGCUCUUACAGGCYCUAUACCAAACCUAAUGCCAACCUGCUGUACGUUCACAAGGACAGUAACCACCCCCCCACAGGCACAUCGGCAAUCCCUUCAGGAAUAAAUAGACGAUUAUCCUCUAUAUCCUCCGACGAAGCAGCAUUUAACUCCGAAGCACCACCUUACCAGCAAGCCCUAGACKCAAGCGGAUACAACUACACUCUAAAGUUCCAGCCACCCACUCCCAGACAAGACCGCAAAAAUAGACCCCGUAAAGGCAUYUUGUGGUACAACCCUCCCUACAGCAAAAGCGUAUCCACCAACUUAGGCAAGAAAUUCCUCCAACUCGUAGAGAGAUGUUUCCCUGUAGGACACGCCAUGAGGAAAAUAUUCAACAAGAACACCAUCAAACUCAGCUACAGUUGCGUCAGUAACAUGAAGCRGAUCAUCGACAAUCGGAACAAGACACAUCUUCAACCACCCGCUCGAGAAACCACUAGCRAAACAAAAACYUGYAACUGCCGAAGAAAGACAGAGUGCCCGAUGAACGGAUCGUGCUUGGAAUCAUCAGUCAUCUAUCAAGCCACCGUCACACGCGACGACAAUGGAAAACGCGAGACGUACGUAGGCCUUACCGAGAACCAGUUCAAGACAAGAUAUAACAACCACAAGGCCUCUUUCCGCCACCGGCGACUCAUGAACGCUACAGAGCUCAGCAAGUACGUGUGGUCACUCAAGGACAAUAACAUUCCCUACAAAAUCGCGUGGCGCAUAAUAGCCCAUGCUAAGCCUUACUCGAGCUUCAACAAAAGAUGUAAUUUAUGUUUAACCGAGAAGUUCAUUAUAAUUUGUWAGCCGCACUUAUGUUCACUGAACAAAAGAAACGAGCUAGUUUCCGCGUGCAGGCACAAACAUAAGGCAUUACAAUGUGGCGCGUGUAGUAUAAAUACCGUGUAA